UUUAAAAAAAAUUCGAUCAACGCAGACGUGGUACGGCAUUUUAAAUCUGAUAACAUUUUGAACCGGGAAUUAUUUUAGAGUACCAUCCUUUAUUUUGUGCCUGUUUCAAUAUAAAUUAAUUAUGCGCCUGAUGUAAAGUACAAAAUGUGUAAAAUGUGCCGUCGCGGGUGCACCCAAUUGUGCUUUGAUGAAUAAACAUAUAUAUAUACAUAACUUCCUGUCUUAGUAUAAGUGUAUGUCAGCCAAAAACAAAUAUAUAUGAGUGUUUAUCGGCAUUCGUGUGCUGGCAGAGCAGCGAUCAAAGCUAUGUUCUGUACUCGUUGACGGGCCCAAGAAUGAAUUCUCGUGCAAGUGUGUUGAUAAAAAGUAUACGUAUGUAUGUAUGACAUACAAGAAUAUUGUGUCUGAUUAAUUAAUGCGUGUAUGACUUUAACUGUGAAACCUCUUUCAAUUAGUAUUUUUCUCACAUAUAAUAGUCUAAAAGAAAAGUUUGCUGCAAAUUUGUUCAAACUUAGAGUGCUGGCGGCUUUGUGGAUAGCUUUUCAGUAAACUAACGUAUAAAGGAUUCAAAUUUUACUACUCUAAUCUCUCGGAUUGUUUAACCAAAGUAUCACUAUAUGCUCUUAUAGAGUAUGGAUUAUUUUAAUAUUCUGCAGUGCAAAGAAGUUUAUGUAACUUUUGCAAUUUAGGUAAAUACGACCUAAACGUCAAAAACAUGCCUCAUACACACAGCAGGCAUGGAUCAUCAGGAGAUGAUUUAUGCAGUACUGAUGAAGUGAAGAUUUUUAAAGACGAAGGAGAUCGCGAGGAUGAAAAAAUAUCGUCUGAGAACUUAUUAGUUGAAGAAAAGUCUAGCUUAAUAGAUUUAACUGAAAGUGAGGAAAAGGGUCACAAAAUUUUAAGGCCGGACCACAGCCCUGUUUUUAAUAAGCUGGACACCCACGCCCCUAGCUUUAACAUGGGUUACUUAGUUUCUCCUUAUACGUAUGCCAAUGGUACUCCAAGUGGCUUACCGGUAACUAUGGCCAACAAAAUUGGACUGCCUCCGUUUUUUUGUCAUAAUGCUGAUCCGUUAUCAACACCACCACCAGCGCAUUGCGGAAUUCCUCCAUAUCAACUGGAUCCUAAGAUGGGCUUAACUCGACCAGCGCUAUACCCAUUUGCGGGAGGUCAAUAUCCUUACCCAAUGCUAAGUUCAGAUAUGUCUCAAGUGGCAUCAUGGCACACUCCUUCUGUUUACUCUGCAUCUAGUUUUAGAACGCCUUAUCCCUCCUCACUACCUAUAAAUACUACACUUGCAAGUGAUUUUCCAUUCCGUUUUUCACCCAGCCUUUUACCUUCAGUACAUGCCACAUCGCACCACGUUAUAAAUGCUCAUACUGCUAUUGUGGGGGUUAGCUCUAAACAAGAAUGCGGUGUUCAGGACCCAACAACGAAUAGAUAUCCAAGGAACCUGGAAGCAAAACACCCAUCAAAUGUGCAAUCAAAUGAAUCCAAGGAGGCAACAAAUGAUAAAAAAAAACCCCAUAUUAAGAAACCACUAAAUGCGUUCAUGCUCUAUAUGAAGGAAAUGCGUGCUAAGGUUGUUGCCGAAUGCACACUAAAGGAAUCGGCUGCGAUUAAUCAGAUUUUAGGAAGACGGUGGCACGAACUUUCCCGCGAAGAACAAAGCAAAUAUUACGAAAAAGCUCGACAAGAGCGCCAAUUGCAUAUGGAAUUGUAUCCGGGGUGGAGCGCACGAGAUAACUAUGGUUACGUGUCAAAAAAGAAAAAGCGAAAAAAAGACAGAUCGACAACGGAUUCGGGAGGUAAUAAUAUGAAAAAAUGCCGCGCCCGUUUUGGACUAGAUCAACAGAGUCAGUGGUGCAAACCGUGCAGGCGCAAAAAGAAAUGUAUUCGUUAUAUGGAAGCCCUGAACGGCAAUGGGCCUGCCGAGGAUGGCAGUUGUUUUGAUGAACACGGAAGUCAGCUAAGUGAUGACGACGAAGAUGACUACGAUGAUGAUAAACUUGGCGGAAGUUGUGGAAGCGCCGACGAAACCAAUAAAAUAGAAGAUGAGGACUCGGAAUCCCUUAAUCAAUCUAUGCCAAGCCCAGGCUGUCUUAGUGGAUUGUCCAGUUUACAAAGCCCAUCGACAACAAUGAGCUUGGCAAGCCCACUUAACAUGAAUGCAAAUUCAGCAACCAAUGUUAUAUUUCCUGCUUCUUCUAAUGCGGUUUUAAUUGUCGGCGCAGACCAGUCGACAGUACAGCAACGGCCAACAUUGGUGUCAACCUCGGGAUCGAGCAGCGGUUCAACCAGUAGCAUAAGUACAACCCCAAAUACGUCAAGUACAGUUUCGCCAGUUACAUGUAUGACCGGUCCGUGUCUAGGUUCAUCUCAGGAACGAGCCAUGAUGCUUGGAAAUCGGUUCAGUCACUUGGGUAUGGGGCUAAGUCCUCCAGUAGUUAGCACGAGCACUAGUAAAUCUGAACCAUUUUUUAAGCCUCAUCCCACAGUUUCCAAUAAUCUUAUCUUUUCAUUGCCGUCAAUUGGUAAUUGUAGUUUAAAUAUUUCUUCAAUGCCAAACACAUCCCGAAAUCCUAUUGGUGCUAACCCACGAGAUAUUAAUAAUCCCCUUAGCAUCAAUCAGCUGACUAAAAGACGUGAUUAUAAAAAUGUUGACUUGAUUGAAGCUAGUGAGUCAAAGACUAUAGUUGCCCAUGCCGCUUCAUCCAUUAUUCAACACGUAGCAGUGAACGGCUAUCAUGCUAAUCACUCGCUUUUAAAUAGCAACUUAAGCCAACUUCAUCACCAAUUAAAUAGUCGUACGGAAAAAGCCAAUAGAAGUGAGCAGGCGAUGCUGUCCGUAAGUAAUCAUUCUGUAAAUAGCAAUGAAUGCCAUAAAGAAUCUGAUUCGCAAGCUAUUGUAUCUAGCAAUCCUCCAAACGCUGGAUCUUCCGAUAACGGCGUUAUUAGCGUUUCAUAACUGAUCGCCAGGGAUUUGUAGAAUUGAUUAAUUAAAAUUUUAAUGUUUAUGUGUGAGAAAGUAAUUAAAAUAAAAACAUACGUGCAAUAAUUAUUAUUCUCGCCAGUCCAAAGCCAUCUUAUGAAACAACAGGCCAUCAAAACUAGUGCCACGACUCACAUCGCAAUAUUUCGAUUUUGUUUUUUUAAUAAAAAUAAACAUAGAAUUGGUGCACAAAAAUCUUUUGGAACGACUCCAACUGAGGCCAACCUUAAGGAUUUCUAUAAAGAAACACGAGUCAAAUCUCAGGCUAGGCCGUGCCAAAUAGAAUAAACAGACAAUACACACUAAAACUUAGUUACAUAAACAUAUAUUUCAUUAGACUCUAUAUAUCAAUGAAACCAUUUUGUAUAGUUUUCUUCUUAUUUAGCUUUAACCUACCAAAUUAUGUAUUUUAUUUUAAAAUUGGACACUUGCCAAAAUCCAUUAAUUAAUGCCUCGCCGGCACAUAUGUAUUUGGUCAUAUUUGUUGUGAGUAUAAUUAGUUGAAUGGUUUCUGCACUAAAGCUAGAAGAACAAAAAACAUGGACUACGACGAUUGUCGAAUCACUUAGGCUCUUGUAUCCUAAACUUGUUCGUGUGUGGUUGGUUGAGUGUUUCAUCAAAGAACUUUUCAACGUCAUAAUCAUAACGUCACACCAUCCCGCCUGAAGAAAGUCUAGAUUCAAGACUUAAAUACAAUUUGUCAAAUAUAUUUUAAUAUUUCAAUAUCCUGAAACAUUUAUAUUAUGUAUAGAAUGCUAGGAAAAUGAGCAAUUAAUUAAGCUGAACAAAAAUUACAUUGUUAUUUCCGGGGAUAUAACGAUUACAGACAGGAUACUCUAUCUAAAGAGUGCGUGUGCGUUAUGACAGAAGGCGGUAGGAUGUCCCCGGGCAUGUUCCCAUUCGCUUUAAAACGUUAAAUUUAACCUUGUUAAAA
Drosophila mauritiana is the source of this 3926-nucleotide messenger RNA. It is a transcript of the gene pan, whose product is annotated as protein pangolin, isoforms A/H/I/S. Lineage: Eukaryota; Metazoa; Arthropoda; Insecta; Diptera; Drosophilidae. Gene Ontology annotation, cellular component: beta-catenin-TCF complex. The transcript has 12 exons. Gene Ontology annotation, biological process: canonical Wnt signaling pathway; regulation of transcription by RNA polymerase II. Gene Ontology annotation, molecular function: RNA polymerase II cis-regulatory region sequence-specific DNA binding; DNA-binding transcription factor activity, RNA polymerase II-specific. The record is from RefSeq and is a predicted model, not a curated record. Bases 716 to 2968 code for a protein of 750 amino acids.